UAUUAGUUCAUUACAAAGUUAGUAAAAACCUACAAAUCAGUCUGCAUAUAAUUGUUACAGUAUAAAAUUGAAAAAGAGAGAUAACAGUUCCAUGAAUAAUGAUGCAUGGUCGAAAUGGAACGCAGAUAAACGAUUUGCGAACAUGAUUGAACUUAGUCCAGUCUCAGCAUUAGAUGUGAAGUGGUAGCAUAUUUGGACAAUUUUAGAAAAAUUUAAUACUUACUUUAAGAAUUCACUGGAGGCUAAUUUUACCAAUGUGAUUAAUUCCGGAGACAUUUGUUUGGAUUUCAUUAAAAAAUAAUCUUCAUUAAAUUAAAUAAUGUAACUUAGUUAUCUCAAAGAAUGAAUCAGUGAUUUUUUUUUUUGAAAAAUUUGUUUGUAAGGUGUUCAUCUACUUCGCACACGUGUUUCAACAUUAUGGCAGAGGAAACGAGAGCCCUGUACUGCGGAUAUCCAGCUAGAAUAGUUAUUGCAAUUUCGCUUUUAAUUUGCGUAUUUUUUAAUGCCAUUUUGCUGAAUAAUAAUGGUCCAAAGUUCCUAAAACACCUAAUGAAUAAAAACGAAUUCAAAUAUACUUGGUAUUUUACUCUACUUCAACCUAUUGUAUCAUAUUUUGCGGUCUUAAUUUUGAUCAAAUCUGAUACGCAAUCUUCUUCAAGAAGUAAAAUCUGGACUCGAACACAAACGGUUUUACUUGCCUGCAUUUCCUGUAUGCAAAUACUCGAGUUCUUCGCCUUUACUGCACUCCAAAUUAGUAUAGCUCUUUCAAAAGAGAAUGAUGAUGUAAUUUGGAUGGCAAUUAUUUUAUUAUGCUGCUGUUUCCAUUCGUAUUCCAGCAUGUUGAUAAUGGAUUUUGCAUUUGAAACAUCGCAACGAAGCUCGAAAGAUGAUAACAAUGGUCUUGAAGACGUGGUUAUUUCAAGCUCACCAUCGGAUGCUUCUCCUCCUUCUUAUGAUGAUGUAUGCUCGUUGGAAUCUGAGAAUGCGCAUAAAUUACAUUCGCAGACACCACCUCCGAGUUAUGCAGCUAUUUUCAACUUUCCAGCGGAUAAUAUACAUAUUUAAAGGAGUGAGGUAUAGUGAAGAUAAAGUUGUCUAUCUUCAAGUUGGAAGGUACUUAACUACCUACCCUACAUGUUCAGCAAUUCAUUUUGCUUGCUAUCUAUUUCCUCGUACACAGAAAAUGAAUUUUUUGUAGGAGGGGGAGGGGGAUGCAAGUUCUAGUACUGAUAACGGUGCUCAGAUCUUUCAACUCCAUUUUCGACUGUGGGCCCUUCCACCUUGACUCAACCAACGUUUUUGAGUCAUGUCCUUCGAUUUCGCUCGAAUUUUUUUCACAAUAUCUACCCACUCAAUAAGUAAGAAACCCGCAAUCAGUUUGGUCCUCUGCCCUCAAAGGGGGGCAGGUGGGAGGCUUCCAUUAUUUUCACAUUGUCUUGGGGUACUCAACUUCAGCCGCGCAUUCCUCCAAUGUUAUGGUACGUUGAUCAAAACCGGUUUCACAGUUCGAAAGGGCAUCGCAUUUUGAACUUUUUAAGCAUUUUGAAAUUUUCAAAAGUUGAAAGUUGGAACCUCCAAAUUGGAAGUUUAAAUUUCAAAACGGCGCUGUAGGUGAGAGCUACCAUUUAAAAUUCUGAAACAAUUUUCAUAGUUGAAAUUUUUGAGGCUUUUUUGAAAUACUUAAUUUUCGAGAUGGGAUCUUAUGAUGGAAGGGAGGCACCUCCUCCCCCAAAUUGAAAAAAAAACUUUUUAAAAAAAAUCUGGGGCAUGUAAUAAGUACAUUGAAUUGUCAGAGGGAGAUGUAUGGCCACAGGGUUACUUGAAUGAAAGUAUUUUAUGUACCCUAAUUUGGGUAACACAGCAAAGAGCAUCUGUCGAGGCUACGUGCCUACUGAGUGGUGCAAGGUGCAAUGUUCAUCGCAGUCUUAUCCAUAUCCAAGUUGAGGCUGUCAGUAUUUAUAUGUUCUUUAUUUAUUCAAGAGGAUCUUCCUCGGUUUAAUGUGUUAUGUAUAAGUUAGAUAUUAAGGGUGAAGAGGUUUUAUCCUCAUACAUAUUUACGAGUAUGUGCAUUCUUUUAUAUAUUUGUGUAUUGUGUAUUAAUCUUGAUAAGAGGUGAUAAUAAAAUAGUACAUAGUCGUGCUUAUUUUGUGAAAUGUUGUUACCUUUCACGGCCAUAACUCGUUUGCGCACAAAUGGGGGGAACUGGCCCAAGUAGGUAGAGGUAGUUUGCGCACAGGGUAGCC
Molecule: messenger RNA, 2243 nt
Organism: Planococcus citri (citrus mealybug)
Lineage: Eukaryota; Metazoa; Arthropoda; Insecta; Hemiptera; Pseudococcidae
Exons: 4
Coding region: 418-1065 (215 amino acids)
Source: RefSeq, a predicted model, not a curated record